UGCUUGAAAAUAAAUAUAUGAGAAAGGGCAAAUCCCAGACUCAGAAUAUAGCUAUGUCCAUGAUCUAUGCUUUGGACUGACUGAGAACAAACUAAGAAGUAACAGAGUAGGGUUAAGUCAAAUACACAAAUACACAAUGAGCUUGUCCCUUAUUCAAGGUUAUUCUUCUGCCGAAGACGAACCAGACCAAGACCAAACCAACGAUUCCGACAUCGAACAUUCCGACGACGAUGCCACCGUCGACGCCGCCGCUGCCGUGGGCCACCCUUCUCUCGGUGACAGAUCCAUCUUCAACCACCGUCCUAACCCUCCUUCUUCCUCUGGUCUUCCUUCUGCCUUCGACGCUUUCUCCGAAAUUGCAGGACCGCCCCAAUUUCUGAACAACAGUGUGGAGGAAUACAACAGCAACCCUUCGAGAGACGGUGAUGAGCAACAUGGGAGGCAACGCAAUAGGAGGCGCCGCAAUGACAAGAAAGAUUUACCCACUGCAACAAAUCCUAAUGCUGAAGAUGCUGCAGAGCUUUUAAGAAUGUGCUUGCAGUGUGGGAUUCCCAAGACCUACUCCAGUGCUCGUGGAAUGGUGUGCCCUGUAUGUGGUGAUCGCCCUCCAAAUGAUAGCAGCACAGAGUCCAAGAAGAAAGGAUCCACUGUCAAAGAUAAAGAAAAAUCUAAAAGAAUGAAGGGUCAAUCAUCCCAUGCAACCUGGAAAAGUGAAACAGAGAUGCAACUUAGGCAACAGUUUGAUUAGCCUUAUCUUUGUUUCUUUGUAAGUUAAGUUACCAGUUACCUGGUAUAUAUAAUUUUAUGUGGUUAGGACUAUGAUUUUUAAAUUCACAAAUUUCGAUGUUAACAACGCCAACUUUGUAGCUUAAGUUAGAUUUUUGUUCGGUAAGAGAGAUCCUUCUGCCUCUGUUGAAUAGAACAACCAAGUCACUGUAGUUUCAAUGUAUUAUUGCAACCAAGAAUUAUUAGGGCA
Messenger RNA from Vigna radiata var. radiata (mung bean), 976 nucleotides. RefSeq lists its product as uncharacterized. NCBI's taxonomy places the organism in Eukaryota, Viridiplantae, Streptophyta, Magnoliopsida, Fabales, Fabaceae. The record is from RefSeq and is a predicted model, not a curated record.